CUGGCUGCGCGCUCGCAAGCUGCUGGGGCGGCGAGUUUUCUUUGCUCCGGCCCCUCCUCCCGCCCUCCCCGCAGGGAGCCGAGCGGCUGCCUAAGAGCCUCUCGCAAGUCUCUCUCACACUUCUCCGCCGUCACCCCAAAGGAGCAGCCGCUCCUCCUCGCGCCUCCACAGCCGCCGCGGCGCCCGCGGAGCUCUUCUCCCGCGCUUCGCUACCCCGAUGGAGCCCGGGCGCCGCCGCCGCCGCUGCCCCGAGCCGUGAACCGGGACGCCCCGGCCGAAGGAACGUGCCGCCCGGCCCGAGGGCGCACCAGGCACACGCCAAGGCCGAGGGCUGCCGACGGUGGAAGGCGCGGGCUUCGGGAAGGAGAAAGUGCUGCUCUCCCGGGUCACUUGGCCGGCGGCGGGGGGACCAUGGCUUUGAAGGACACGGGCAGUGGCGGCAGCACCAUCCUGCCCAUUAGCGAGAUGGUCUCGUCCAGUUCGCCGGGCGCGUCUGCAGCCGCCGCCCCGGGGCCCUGUGUGCCCUCGCCCUUCCCCGAGGUAGUGGAGCUCAAUGUGGGAGGCCAGGUCUAUGUGACCAAGCACUCGACGCUGCUCAGCGUCCCGGACAGCACUCUGGCCAGUAUGUUCUCGCCCUCUAGCCCCCGGGGCGGCGCCCGACGCCGAGGAGAACUGCCCAGGGACAGCCGGGCGCGCUUCUUCAUCGACCGGGACGGCUUUCUCUUCAGGUACGUGCUGGAUUAUCUGCGGGACAAGCAGCUCGCGCUGCCAGAGCACUUCCCCGAGAAGGAGCGGCUCCUGCGCGAGGCCGAGUACUUCCAGCUCACCGAUCUCGUCAAGCUGCUGUCGCCCAAGGUCACCAAGCAGAACUCACUCAACGACGAGGGCUGCCAGAGCGACCUGGAAGACAACGUCUCCCAGGGCAGCAGCGACGCGCUGUUGCUGCGUGGGGCGGCCGCAGCCGCGCCCUCCGGCCCGGGAGCGCACGGCGGCGGCGGUGCGCCGGACAAGCGCUCCGGCUUCCUCACUCUCGGCUACCGCGGCUCCUACACCACCGUGCGAGACAACCAGGCGGACGCCAAGUUCCGGCGUGUGGCGCGCAUCAUGGUGUGCGGGCGCAUCGCGCUGGCCAAGGAGGUCUUCGGGGACACGCUCAACGAGAGCCGCGACCCUGACCGGCCGCCCGAGAAGUACACGUCCCGCUUCUACCUCAAGUUCACCUACUUGGAGCAGGCGUUCGAUCGCCUGUCCGAGGCUGGCUUCCACAUGGUGGCGUGUAACUCCUCGGGCACCGCCGCCUUCGUCAACCAGUACCGCGACGACAAGAUCUGGAGCAGCUACACCGAGUACAUCUUUUUCCGUCCAGCAUUAUGCAGUGAUGAUGGCAUUCACGUUGACUCCACACCAGGAUGGUGGAUUUAUUCUGUUUAUUCAGGACCACCUCAGAAAAUAGUGUCACCUAAGCAAGAACAUGAAGAUAGGAAACACGACAAAGUCACAGAUAAAGGAAGUGAAAGUGGGACUUCCUGUAAUGAGCUCUCCACUUCCAGCUGUGACAGCCACUCAGAGGCGAGCACGCCCCAGGACAACCCACCCAGUGCCCAGCAGGCCACAGCUCACCAACCCAACACCUUAACAUUGGAUCGCCCUUCCAAAAAAGCGCCUGUGCAAUGGAUGCCCCCACCAGACAAACGCAGAAACAGUGAACUCUUUCAGACGCUCAUCAGCAAGUCCCGGGAAACAAAUCUAUCCAAAAAGAAAGUCUGUGAGAAGCUAAGUGUGGAAGAAGAAAUGAAAAAGUGUAUUCAGGAUUUUAAAAAAAUCCACAUUCCAGAUUAUUUUCCAGAGCGCAAACGCCAGUGGCAAUCUGAACUGUUGCAGAAGUAUGGCUUAUAGUAAUCGUCACAUUCCUGCGGUAUUUCAGUGACAUUCGAUGUUUACCACAGUGUCCACCUGACUAUAUCCUAACCAUGGUCAGUGUGAUUCUUGCUGCUCUUCCUUUUUGUGAACAGUGGAUGUGGGACAGUAUUUUCUUUCAUUCUUUUUUGUUGUUGUUGUUUUUAGAAAUAUGAUUUUGAAAAAAAAUAAUGUUUAUUCAAAAUGGCAUAUCUGAUUCAACUCAUUUUGCAAGAAUGAAAGUAAAAUGUGCAUGAUCAAGAAGCUUCGAAUAUUGAUUUUUGAACUGUGGUCAACUGGAUAUGUUUGUCAUUUUGUAACUUACCAAAAACAAAUCAUCGUAUCACUCCAACAAAAAUGACAAUAUGGAUGAAGCAACAUCAAGUAAAAUGUUAGAUGAUGGUUUUGGGACCCAAAUCCAAAACUGUUUAAAUGUUAAUGCAAUAAAACAAGUUAUUAUUUUUGCAUGAACACAAUGUAACAAAUAAAUCACAAGAUGUAGGGAAGAUCUGUUUGUUGCUUGGAAAGAAAAAAAAUUACAAAAAAAUAAAGCAAAAAAAAAUGUUUCAGGCGAAGCCUACAAAUGUAAACUGUCAAGGAGAUUGAUUUUAUUUGUUCUGGAUCUGUGAUAUUUUUGUGUAUGUGUACGGUGUUCUGUACGUUAAGAUGGUGUAAAUAUGCCUUAUGCUGUUGUGUUAUGGCACUGACAUUCAUCUAUUAAUGCUAGUCAUGAUUAUUUCUGUGAAAUGAGUCCUUACAUCAGGCUGUGAAAAUUGGUAUAAUGAUGCUCUGAAAGAUCCUAUUAUCAUGUUAAUCAAAAUAAUUGAGGGAAAUGGUAAAGAGCUUUAUGUAUUUAUUAAAAAAAGGAAAAUAUAUUAGAAUGCCUUGAUUUCUAUGGACUCGUCUUUGAAAAUACUCAGUUGUCACACUGUCUCCUAUGUUCCUUUAAAAUCCCAAACUGGAGAAUGAUAUGUUCAACUGUAAUGUUGACAAGUUAGCAUUUUAACAUAAUUAAAAAUGGAUAUAGAUUCCAAUCCAGAUAGCCCUGGGAUUGAUUAAUAAACCCUUAACCCACAAGAGAAAAGGACUUCAUCUGAGAAUAUGCUAAACUUUUAUUUCAGCUGACAACCAGAUUGAAAGCUUCUCCAAAAACAAUUGGGAAGUUACCUCCUACAAAUUAAGAGACAAAAAUGUCAAUAGCAAGCUGAAAGGUUAGCCUGAAUGACAGGAGGUUUCUUCCUGGUUGCAUAUGUGGAAACGAGCUUUCUUACCAUAGGCUCCACAGUUUUUGCCUCACCAUCUCUAUAGAAAGAAAUACAUAGUAUCAUGAAAUUUCACUAAAGAAGAGAAGGUAAAAAUAUUCCCAAGAACUGUAGAGCUCAAUCUGUGGUUUGUUAAAACAGAAGUUGAGCAGCACUUGUGAUAUCAUUUCUUUAAUAAUAUAGGGAGAUAAGCAUUAUUAACUCAAUGUUUUAAUCUACAUACAUUU
Ailuropoda melanoleuca (giant panda) is the source of this 3385-nucleotide messenger RNA. It is a transcript of the gene KCTD8, whose product is annotated as potassium channel tetramerization domain containing 8. The transcript has 3 exons. Gene Ontology annotation, cellular component: signaling receptor complex. Lineage: Eukaryota; Metazoa; Chordata; Mammalia; Carnivora; Ursidae. Bases 412 to 1896 code for a protein of 494 amino acids. Gene Ontology annotation, molecular function: protein binding. The record is from RefSeq and is a predicted model, not a curated record. Gene Ontology annotation, biological process: regulation of G protein-coupled receptor signaling pathway; protein homooligomerization.